Messenger RNA from Fragaria vesca subsp. vesca, 1851 nucleotides. Its product is annotated as B3 domain-containing protein Os03g0619600-like. The coding region runs from base 106 to 1659 and encodes 517 amino acids. Lineage: Eukaryota; Viridiplantae; Streptophyta; Magnoliopsida; Rosales; Rosaceae. Gene Ontology annotation, molecular function: DNA binding. The record is from RefSeq and is a predicted model, not a curated record. The transcript has 6 exons.
CUCUCUCAGAAAUUUUACUAAUGCUCUGUGUGCCCUAUGUAAUUGAAUUCAUAGGGCAACCGUAGAUUUGGUUUUAGGGUUUAUCGAUUCUGUUUUUUGUUAGAAAUGGCGGAUGAAGCUUUAAGGGUGAUGAUGCCUAAUCCGAGAAGGCCUCACUUCUUUGCCUUCUUCUCUGCUGAUUUGAGCUCAGACCGACUGAAAAUACCUGAGAGGUUUAUGAUUCACAUGGAAGGCAGAACAUCCGGAGUGGUUGUGUUGUCUGGACCUAGCGGGAAUGUGUGGAAUGUUCACUUGAUCGAACAGAAUGGUGAUUUGUUCUUCCAUUAUGGGUGGCCGGCAUUUGUGAGAGACCAUUCCCUAGAAUGUGGUGACUUCUUGAUUUUCAGAUAUGAUGGCGAGUUGCAUUUCACUGUGCAAGUUUUUGAUCAAACUGCGUGUGAGAAAGAAGCCGCGUUUCAUACCCGAUGUGGCCAAAGUUCUAGCUACUUUGAGAAACUUGUCGGACGGAAAAGGGCCAGGGAGGAAGGAUGUGGACUUGACAGGUUAUUUGAAGAAUCGACUUCUUCCCAGCAUACAAAGCCUUAUGAAAAUCCUGGUUUGGAUGUAGUCAUAUUCAAAGCAAAGCAAGCCAUCCAAAAUAGUUUGAAUGAUAGAAAUUCUAUGCAGAUAACUCCGGCACAUGAAGUAGCUCAAUCAUUUAGCUCCUCUAAUCCUUAUUUUCUGAGAAUCAUGAAAAAUUUCAACAUCAGUGGUUCAUAUACUUUGAACAUUCCAUAUAAAUUUUCAGUGGCACAUCUACCAAACUGUAAAGUAAAGAUUGUCCUUCUGAAUUUGAAAGGAGAAAGUUGGACUGUCAAUUCUGUGCCAACUACAAGAGUGCAUACAAGUCAUACUCUCUGUGGAGGAUGGAUGGCUUUUGUCCGGUAUAAUGACAUAAAGCUAGGGGAUAUCUGUGUUUUUGAACUUGUACGCGAGUGUGAAUUUCGUGUCCAUAUUCAAACUGGAGAAUCAUCUAGUAGGUUGUGUGCUCCGAUAACUUUGAAAGGCUUGUCAAAGAAAGCCAAGGGGAACUCUUCUAAAGUCCAUACGAAGAGCCUAAGGAAGAUAGAGAUGGCUGAGACAAGGAAACAUGGAAACACAUCAAAAUCUAUUGCCAAAGGCGCACUUUCCUCUCAGUCCAAAGCAGCCAGUAAAAAGUUGGCUACUCGCAGGAAAAAAACUGUUGAGGAUGACCAAGGGUCAAAAGCUGAGUUAAGAAUGAGGUUGUCACUUGUCGAAGAAAAAGCAGCUCAAUCUUUCACUUCUUGCUUCCCAAGUUUUGUGAAGAUCAUGAAGAAGUUCAAUAUCAGUGGUUCAUAUACUUUGAAAAUCCCAUACCAGUUUUCAACAGAACAUCUACCCAACUUCAAAACAGAGAUCGUGCUUCAAAAUUCAAAAGGGGAAAGUUGGACCGUGAACUCUGUUCCAGACUCAAAAGGGCGAGUGGUGCAUACGUUCUGUGGUGGGUGGAUGGCAUUUGUACGUGGAAAUAAUAUCAACAUUGGAGAUAUCUGCAUUUUUGAACUUGUUGGUAAGCGUGAAAUGCGAGUGCACAUAUCUGGUGCUGAUAAAAAUGGCUUUGAUCAUCAAGCUGGAGAAGCAACGACUAAUGCAGUGUAGCUAGUGUAAUCUACCAGAAUUUGUACAUUUUGUGACACAUGGUUCAAGCUCAACUAUCCAUGAAGUCAUGUUUUCUAUUUGAGUUUUGUUCUGCUCUAAUCAUGUGUAGGUCUGUAUCUGCUAACAAAACUCUCUCAAUGCGGACCUUUUCAUCCUUUUCUAUUAUCUACGGUCAUAUUAUUCCCGGUGUCA